AUGUCCCUUAAAGGUGUGGCUUUCUUCCUACUCAAAGGUGUGGCGGAACUCUCAAAGAACGCGACGUCCCUUUUGAAACUGGCUUCCGCCGUUUAUUUUUUCCAGAAAAAUGUUGGCGAGCUCAUGCUCUGCGUGGGCCCUUCUAUGUUGCCAACUUUGAGCGCAAACGGGGACGUCGUUAUUAUGGAACACUUCACUCCGAGGUUCAGAGAACUAAAGAGAAAAGACAUCGUAGUUGCUGUCUCGCCGUUGAAUCCAAACAUGAGCGUUUGCAAGCGUGUGACCGGUUUGGAGGGCGACAAACUUGUGGUAGGACAAGCUACAGCCGAAGCAGUUUUUCAAAUUCAUCCUGAGAUCGUUGAAAGAACGGAAUACGGGAGCUUUGUUCGGGUUCCGAGCGGCCAUGUAUGGCUCGAGGGAGACAACGCGAUAAACAGUACAGACUCUCGCCAGUAUGGUCCUGUAUCUGUUUCUCUGAUCCGCGGUCGGGUUCUCUGCAGAGUGUUGCCAUUGAAUGCGGCGGGACGUGUUGAUUAG
Messenger RNA from Cyanidioschyzon merolae strain 10D, 537 nucleotides. Its product is annotated as similar to mitochondrial inner membrane protease IMP1. The transcript has a single exon. Lineage: Eukaryota; Rhodophyta; Bangiophyceae; Cyanidiales; Cyanidiaceae. Gene Ontology annotation, cellular component: membrane; mitochondrial inner membrane peptidase complex. Bases 1 to 537 code for a protein of 178 amino acids. Gene Ontology annotation, molecular function: serine-type endopeptidase activity. The record is from RefSeq and is a predicted model, not a curated record.